Molecule: messenger RNA, 1101 nt
Organism: Vigna radiata var. radiata (mung bean)
Lineage: Eukaryota; Viridiplantae; Streptophyta; Magnoliopsida; Fabales; Fabaceae
Exons: 4
Coding region: 244-966 (240 amino acids)
Source: RefSeq, a predicted model, not a curated record
GAAACACCGCGCACGUUCCUCUCUCAUAUCUUAACUUGUUUCUUUAUGACUUUCCCCUCUCUCUCUCUCUCUCACAUAAUAACUUUCCCCUAUCGACAAAAUGGCGUCUACUACCUAUUCAAGGAAGAAUAAAUAUAUGUCCUUUUCUUAUCUUGUGAUUCUCCAUAAAUACUCUUAUUCCCAUGCUCUUCUUCUCUCUCUCUCACACAACAACCAGAUCUUUCAAACACCUUCUUUCCACAAAUGAUCAUGGGAAACCUUAAACCUGCAUGGUUGGAAGCUCUCUAUGCUCAAAAGUUCUUUGUGGGCUGCUCUUAUCAUGAGAAUGCAAAGAAGAAUGACAAGAACAUAUGCUGCUUAGACUGUUGCACCAGUAUUUGUCCCCACUGCUUACCCUCCCAUCGCUUCCAUAGCCUUCUGCAGGUUCGCCGUUAUGUAUAUCAUGAUGUUGUCAGAUUGGAAGAUCUUCACAAACUCAUAGAUUGCUCCAACGUCCAGCCUUAUACCAUCAAUAGUGCCAAGGUGGUGUUCAUCAAGAAGAGACCACAAAACCGGCAAUUCAAGGGGUCAGGAAACUACUGCACUUCCUGUGAUAGAAGUCUCCAAGAACCUUUUAUCCAUUGCUCUCUGGGAUGCAAGGUGGAUUUUGUGUUGAAACACUACAAGGACCUCUCUUCCUAUUUGAGAACAUGCAAGUCACUGCAACUAAGCUCUGAUUUUCUGAUCCCACAAGAGAUGAUGGGUGAUGAUGAAAUGACUGGUUCAACCAUUGUGGAUUGUGAUGAGCCAAUGAGUUCAUGUUCAGGGUCAGAGAACAUGAGCAUGGCUUGCACAGAGAUUGUUAGAAAGAAGCGUAGUGGGUGGAAUGUGUGUGCAAGAUCAAUGAACAACAAGGUUUCCCAUGAAGACAUGGCCAGUGGCAUGAGUAGAAGGAAAGGCAUUCCUCAUAGAUCUCCUUUGUGUUAGCAACAUCAAUACUCAUAAACCCUAACUAGGGUAACACAAGAAGAAAAAAAAAAUAUUUCUAAAUUUUUUAAUUAUUAAUAAUAGGAUAUUUUGACUGAAGUGGGAUAUUCAAAAUCCUCUCUUUCACUCUCGAAA